AUGUCCCAGUCUAUUGUUUUUCGGGUCUAUCGGAAGCAAGUUAACGACAGGACGCUUUAUGCGCGCCGCAAGAACGGCGCCUCAUCUCCUUGCGGGGAGGUUAUUAUUAUUAUUAUUAUUAUUAUUAUUAUUAUUAUUUUCUCCCCUCAACAGGUCUCUUCCUCCGGUAUUUUUGAAUUGAAAGUUCAUUCCUUUACAAGCUCCCGAGGCGCCUGCAGUAACCCUCGGGAGUGUCAGAUCUUUUUCCGGGUCUGUCUGAAGCAUGCCCAGGCUGUCAUCUCCCCCGAGCCGCCCUGCACCUACGGAACCGCCUUGACCGAAAUCACCUCCGCCGACCACAGCUCGAUCUCCCGCACCGCGUCUAUCCGAAUCCCCUUCCACUUCAAAUGGCCGGGAACCUUCUCUCUUAUUAUUGAAGCUUGGAACGCAGAAUCUGCGGAACAGUCCACAGAAAACCCAUCUAAUUUGAUCAGUCGCUUGGCAACGCGUCGGAGACUGGCAGUUGGCGAGGACUGGUCUCAGGAUGUCCACUUUGGCGAGCAGAGCGAGCUGCGCUACUCCUACCAUGUCGUUUGCGAUGACUACUACUACGGCGACAGCUGCUCGGACUACUGCCGGCCCAGAGACGACACCUUCGGCCACUACACUUGCGACGAAGCCGGCAACCGCGCUUGUCUGGUCGGUUGGAGAGGCGAAUACUGCUCAGAACCCAUCUGUGUGUCUGGGUGCAGCGACAACCACGGUUUUUGCGAGCGCCCCGGGGAGUGUAAGUGCCGCAUCGGGUGGCAGGGGCGCCUCUGUGACGAGUGCGUGCGGUACCCCGGCUGCCUCCACGGGACCUGCAAUCAGCCCUGGCAAUGCAACUGCCAGGAAGGCUGGGGCGGUCUGCUCUGCAACCAGGGCCUGAACUACUGCACCAACCACCGGCCCUGCCAUAACGGAGCGACCUGCAGCAACACGGGCCAGGGCAGUUACACCUGUACCUGCAGCCCGGGCUUCAGCGGCACCAACUGCGAGAUGGAGACCAACGAGUGUGACAGCAACCCGUGCAAAAACGGAGGCAGCUGCAAUGAUCUUGAAAACGACUACACCUGCACUUGCCUGCAAGGAUUCUACGGCAAGAACUGUGAGAUCAGCGCCAUGACCUGAACAUGGGUUUAAGCCUUUCCAAAACCAUAUAUAUAAUCGUUAGUGUAUUUCAAGUUCCAAUUUAUAUUCUGUUUCGACCUUUUAAUUAUGCACGACAUUAUUAUUAUUAUUAUUAUUAUUAUUAUUAUUAUUAUUAAACUUUAUUAACAUGGAUUUAGUCACUGUCACCCCAUAAUCGACAGUGCACUUACACAGAAGACACUUUAUUGAAAUAACACGAAUGGAACCUGACUUGAGAAUCGUGUUCUGUAAAACAAGAAUAUUCUAAUAACGUUUGGCCUUGCCCUUCUUUGCACGUUAAACUGUAUUUGUUGCAAUUGUAAACUAUCAAGUAGUUUUGAACUUGCAGCUUGAUACAGUUUAAUAUAUAUAUAUACACACACACACACACGUUUUUAUCUGCAUGUUGGCAUGACUUUGUUUUGUAUUAAA
Molecule: messenger RNA, 1581 nt
Organism: Acipenser ruthenus (sterlet)
Lineage: Eukaryota; Metazoa; Chordata; Actinopteri; Acipenseriformes; Acipenseridae
Product: delta-like protein B
Exons: 6
Coding region: 1-1149 (382 amino acids)
Biological process (GO): establishment or maintenance of epithelial cell apical/basal polarity; heterophilic cell-cell adhesion; cell communication
Cellular component (GO): plasma membrane; protein-containing complex
Molecular function (GO): calcium ion binding
Source: RefSeq, a predicted model, not a curated record